AUUGAAUUUUUGGCUCUAAAAAAGAAUUCCGAACGGUGAAUAGAGAGAAGAAUGGGAAUUCUCAACGACGACGCCGUUUUAAUCGAACCGGGAAAAAUCUCCGGCGAUCCCACAAUCGUUACCGUCAAUUGUCCCGAUGAAUCCGGUCUCGGUUCAACUCUCUGUAGAAUCAUCCUCGAAUUUGGUCUCUCCAUUACCCGAGCAGAUUUUUCAACAGAUGGAAGAUGGUGUUAUAUAGUGUUUUGGGUUACUCCAGAUAUUAGCUCACCUAGAAUUGAUUGGGACAGCUUAAAGAAUCGUCUUUUAUCUGCUUGUCCAUCUUGCUUAGGCUCUUUCUACUUCUGUCUUCAAUCCAAUGUCUCUAAGCCUCCUUCCCUUUAUCUUCUCAAGUUCUUCUGCCGUGACAGGAAAGGAUUGCUUCAUGAUGUUACUAAAGUUUUGACAGAGCUAGAGUUUACGAUACAAAGAGUCAAAGUCAUGACAACACCAGAUGGAAGAGUUUUGGACAUGUUUUUCAUCACUGACGCAAUGGAUCUAUUGCACACGAAACAGAGGCAAACCAAAACGUGUGACCAUCUAACGGCUGUGCUUGGUGAGCAUGGUGUGAGCUGUGAGCUUGAACUAGCUGGGCCUGAGUUAGAGAGUGUGCAACGGUUCUCUUCACUUCCACCUCUGGCUGCUGAUGAGCUGUUUGGCCCAGAUGGGUUUGAUAAUAGCGGCUCUAGCUCUAACAAAGCGGUUCUCACGGUUGAUAAUCAGUUGAGCCCUGCGCAUACGGUGCUUCAGAUUCGUUGUGUUGAUCAAAAGGGGCUUUUCUAUGAUAUCCUCAGAACUUCCAAAGAUUGCGAUGUCCACAUUGCCUACGGUAGGUUCUCCUCCAAGGUUAAAGGCUAUCGGAAUUUGGAGUUGUUCGUUCGAGGUACAGACGGUAAGAAAAUAGUGGACCCAAAACAUCAAGCCAACUUCUGUGCUCGACUUAAGGAGGAAAUGGUGUGUCCUUUGCGAGUGAUUAUUGUAAACCGAGGACCAGAUACUGAGCUAUUAGUAGCCAACCCUGUGGAGCUAUCUGGAAAAGGAAGACCACGAGUUUUCUACGAUGUCACACUUGCGUUGAAAUCACUAGGAAUCUGCAUCUUCUCCGCUGAGAUUGGGAGGCAUUCGACUUUAGAUCGACAAUGGGAAGUUUAUAGAUUUCUUUUGGAUGAGAGUCGUGAAUUCCCGUUGGCUAGUCUCCGUGCGAGAAAUCAAGUAGUAGAUAGAGUCACAAAGACACUUAUGGAGCCGAGGAAGAUGACGACACCAAUUACCGCGAAACACGCUCCGGUUACCGGAAAAGAAGAAGGCGAGCUAUCUGCCUCCGACGACGAAGUACAACCAAUGCAAACAAGCACAAGAGCUCCUCUUACUGAGCAUGUAUCAGUUCCUUCAGCUAACACAAAUAUCCAAAGGCGUCAAGCUGGAAAUGGUGGAUCUUUAAUUAAGCCUUCUGAUGCUACACCGACAAAGCUGACACACCCUGGAGGCCGGAUAUUUGAGAAGAAGCAAGCCAUUGCUGCCAUUCAUGGGAAGAAAUUUCUUGCAAGGGGCAACAACAGCAACCUCGUGAUAAACUUCUCAGAUGAUGAUAGUGGUAGUGAAUCUGAUGGUAAAGGACGGACACAGACAUCAAAGAUUCAACCAAAGGGAACCAUGUCUGGGAAUAGAAACCUGUCUACAUUUUCACAAACAAAAUUGAAAGGACCAAGACAAACUGAUAACCGAGCCAUAACAAAGAAGCCAUUGCCCACUAGCACCUUUAGUCAUGCUGCGACUUCCAAAGUUUCCAACCUUUCAUCUGCUAAGGAAAUGAAAUCCAAUAAAAAUAUUCAUACCUCUGAAAGGACGGUUAGCAAAGAUACACGGCUUCCUGAACAGAUUGUGAAUCCCAAUAACAACAAAUAUCAGGAUUUGAAGCAGCAGAUUGCGCUUCGGGAAAGUGAGCUGAAGCUUAAGGCUACACAGCCAAAGAAGGAUGCUAUUAACCCAAAAAUCAGUCCAGCAAGGAGAGUCAGUAUUAUUUCUGAUGAUACUAGACAGCUAGAACCAAACGAACCUGCCAAGAAGCGCUUAAAAGUUAGUGGAAUUGACACAAGUCAGCCUGUUACUGAUUACAGAGUGCCAGCAUCUGCUGCCGCACCAAUGGAUGUGCCAGACAUCCGUAAAAGUCUACUGCCAGGUGUCAAUGCAAAUCCUAGUUGCAAGCACCUCGGAAGUAACAGUGAUGAGAUUGUUCCACCUGUUGUUUCUCAGCACACUGUGGAAAGAAAUACUAGCUCAAGUGUCGUACAAAAAAGCCCUGGCAAAGCUAAUUGUUACGAAGGUGGAAGAGAACUGGAAACAAUGAAAAAUGUUGAUAGGAUCGUGUCAAGUGAUCAGUUACUUAAAAUAGUCAAUGGAAACCAUCAGCCUUGUUUGAAUAAUUCUGGCCUCUGGAACAUCCCGGGAAAUACAACAGCUCCUGGACAUAGUCAACUGGAUAUGCUAUCCUUGACGAACCUAGAGGAAUCACUUGACAAAGAGUUGGAGGAAGCACAAGAACGUAAACGCCUUUGUGAAAUUGAAGAAAGAAAUGCUCUUAAGGUUUAUAGAAAGGCACAGAGAUCUUUGAUAGAGGCAAAUGCCAGAUGUGCAGAACUUUACAGUAAGAGAGAAAUUUUAUCUGCUCAUUAUGGAUCUCUCAUCGUGCGCGACUCCAGAUUGUUGUGGCCUUCUAUACAUGGUGAGAAUCCUGAAACUGGGUUUCACUUCUUGAAUAAUAGUACUGGAAAUAUUGAUUUGGCAACCAAAACGGACAUCGCUCAGCAUACUCAGCUAGAAAGCAACCACAGAUAUAACAGCGAUUAUGGUGGCAGUCAUCCUCCACCUCAUUCCCGUAGUGGACAGAAUUUGGGUUCAGAACCGUACAGUGAUCUUGGUGCUAGUACCUCUGAUGGGUUGCCUUGCAGUAACAAGCAAACUGCAAGUAGACUAUGCUCCCCAUCAAGUAAUGCAAACAUUUUGCCAGAUGACGAGUCAUUUCCAGUUGACCAUGAAUCUACGGAGGGGAACCUUGGACAUCAAACAGAAAAUCUUGAUCAAACACUAGGCAAUCAGAAUGCUUUGCUUCUUGAAGCAUCAUUAAGAUCAAAAUUGUUUGAGCGUCUAGGCAUGAGGGCAGAAUCUAAGGGUGGCACAUGUUUCAAUGGAGAUACUGUGAUAGAUAGAGGGGAUGAAAGAGAAGUUGCAAGUGAACAAACCCAGAGAGAUGAUGGUAGUCCUUUCUCCGAAAUAUAUCAGCAUAAUGAUUCUCGAGAGCCAGGGGCCAAUAAACUGCAAGGAAGUCCCUCCGAAGCACCAGUUGAACGACGCUCAAUUGUGGAAUUUCAGUCAUCUGUAGAUAUGGAGUCCCAUAGGAGUUCACCAGAGAAUGACCUUUUAUCGUCUGUAGCUUUGUCAGGUCCUUUAUUUCGUGGCACAAUCUAUCAUCUGAAAGUCCCAGGGUCUUCAAUUACGUCUCUGGGACCAGAAUAUACACUUCAAAACAAGUCAUAUAGCCUAUAUAGUGAUAAAAGACAAUGUAGGAGCUUGACUCAGACUACAGUAUAUGAGAAAAAAAUUGGCUUCUACACCUGUAAUUUGAAGGUGGACCCUUCUUGGCCUCUCUGCAUGUACGAGUUACGUGGAAGGUGCAAUAAUGAUGAAUGUUCUUGGCAACAUUUCAAGGAUUUCUCUGAUGACAGUUUGCAUCAAAGUCUACAUGAUCCUCCUGAUGGUAGAGUUGGGUCAAGUUCACAUCAGAAGAAACAUAAUUCUUCCAAAGGAUCCCAGAUUUUGGACACGGUGGUUUCACCAACUUAUCUUGUCUCCUUGGAUACGAUGAAGGUUGACUCGUGGUCUUAUGAGUCCGUUCUGGCUCAAAGACAUGGACAAAUAUGGUGGAAGCACUUUAGUGCUUGCCUAGCCUCAUCAAACUCGCUUUACAGGAAUGUACCUGCAAAGGAAAAUGAAGGUCGAAUUGAGGUCCUAGGAAAUUCAAAAACAUACUCAUCAUACUUCAGGAUUAAGCAUAGCUUGAUGAAUAUCCUUAAACAAGGUUCAGAUGCUGCUGUUGAACCCAUGGAAAUGGCUCUUAUUAUUUUCUUUCGAGAAGUUGAGCAGUCAGAAGGCUUGAUCCAGGCCCUUGCUUUGCUCUCACAAUGUCUUGAAGGUGACCCAACUUCUGAGAUUCUUUGGACUGUUUAUCUCCUGAUUUACCAUGCAUAUGAAGGAUCAGAUGGGAAAGAUAUGUUUUCUUAUGGGGUCAAACACAGUAGCAGAUCAUACGUAAUUUGGCUUAUGUACAUCAACAGUCGAGGACAACUUAAUGAUCAAUUUAUUGCAUAUGAUGCUGCCCUCUCGGCACUUUGCAACCAUGCGUCUGGGUCUAUUGACAGGAAUCAUGCCAGCGCUUGCAUAUUAGAUGUUUUGUUGCAGAUGUUCAACCUUUUGUGCAUUUCUGGGAAUGUUUCACAGGCAAUACAGAGAAUAUCCAAGCUUCAGGCUCCAGCAGCAGUUUCUGAUGACCCUGACUUUUCACUGAUGUCUCACAUUCUCACAUGCUUAACAUAUUCUGACAAAUGUGUGUUCUGGGUUUGUUGUGUGUACUUAGUUAUUUACAGGAAGCUGCCUGACUCUAUUGUCCAACGACUUGAAAUGGAGAAGGAACUACUGGAAAUAGAAUGGCCAUCUGUUAAUUUGGAUGGUGAUGUGAAGCAAAUGGCGCUCAGACUAUUUGAUAAAGGGAUGCGUUCCGUAGAACAUUGUACCAAUGGGUUGUCGGAAAAUGGAAUACAAAAGCGACCUGCUGGGCUAUUUGCUCUGAACCACGCCCUGUUUAUGGUUGCAGUAGAUGAAUUGGAAAGCUGUAGGGACAUUUUGAAGGCAUCUGUUAAACUCUACCCAACUUGCUUGGAGCUGAAAUUGUUAGCAGUUCGGAUGCAAUCAAAUGAGUUAAAGGAUUUGUUUUCGUCUGGGUUUGAAGAGCUUCUCAAGCAGGAAGCAAAAGAGGCAUCAUGCAUACAAUGUAUUUGGAAUCAGUAUGCUGAAUAUGCUUUGCAAGGAGGGAGCUACGACUUAGCAAGAGAACUCAUGUCCCGUUGGUACGUGUCAGUAUGGGAUGUAUUGUCCCAUAAGAAUAAGACAGUACUGGCUAAUGAAGAAGAAGGUGAUGAUAGUUUGCUGGAAUCAGCUUUAUCAGAUAUUGAUCUAAAUGUUGCAUCGGAUCAGGUGGAUGUGAUGUUUGGAUAUCUUAAUCUCUCUCUGCAUAAUCUACUGCAGAGUAACUGGACCGGGGCUCGCUCGGCCAUUGACCAAGCACUAAAAGCUACAGCUCCUGAGCAUUUUAUGCACUGUCUUAGAGAGCAUGCUGUGUUUCAGCUAAUCAACGAGUUGCAAGCAACGGGUGAAUUUUCAAUCAACCUACAAAUGAGAUUACUCAACUCUUAUUUGGAUCGAGCAAGUUCUUUACCUGUAAAAGAGCCACUAUCUUGGAAGUUCAUCAGCAACAGCGCUGAGAAACCGAGAGUCAGGAAGCUAGUUACAAACCUUCUUGCUCCAAUUUCAUCUGAACUCUUAGCGGUGAAUGUUGUUCUUGAAGCAUGGCACGGACCAUCUCUUGUACCCGAGAAGCUAAGCAAACAAAAGGAACUGGUGGAUUUUGUUGAAACAAUCUUAGGGUUGGUUCCAUGCAAUUACCCGCUGGCUUUGUCUGUAAGUAAGCUGUUAAGGAAAGAAGAGAAACAUUCAGAUUCUAGUUCCUCCUCGGGUAUUAAUUUCUGGGCAGGUCUGAAUUUGGUGAGUACAAUAUCUUGUGCCAUCCCAGUAGCUCCGGAGUAUAUUUGGGUGGAGGCUGGAGAAAUAGUGAGCAAUAUCAAUGGUUUCAAGACAAGAGCUGAGAGAUUCUUGAAGAAAGCUUUGUCUGUAUAUCCAAUGUCUGUGAAGUUAUGGAGAUGUUAUCGGAGUUUAUGCAAAAAUAUAGAAGAGAGAAGAGGUAUUGAGAUCGAAGAAGCAGCCAGAAAGAAAGGAAUCACUCUUGAUUGAUAUGAUAAUUUGAAAGUAUCAAGUCUUUUGAUUU
Messenger RNA from Arabidopsis arenosa, 6130 nucleotides. The record is from the annotation of a GenBank genome assembly. NCBI's taxonomy places the organism in Eukaryota, Viridiplantae, Streptophyta, Magnoliopsida, Brassicales, Brassicaceae.